Hibiscus syriacus is the source of this 1194-nucleotide messenger RNA. Its product is annotated as rac-like GTP-binding protein RAC1. Bases 306 to 893 code for a protein of 195 amino acids. The record is from RefSeq and is a predicted model, not a curated record. Gene Ontology annotation, biological process: small GTPase-mediated signal transduction; cortical cytoskeleton organization; regulation of actin cytoskeleton organization. The transcript has 7 exons. Gene Ontology annotation, molecular function: GTP binding; protein kinase binding; GTPase activity. Gene Ontology annotation, cellular component: nucleus; plasma membrane; cell projection. NCBI's taxonomy places the organism in Eukaryota, Viridiplantae, Streptophyta, Magnoliopsida, Malvales, Malvaceae.
CAGCUUAACAUUCAGUUCAAACUUGAACCGCAUUUGUUUCCCCAUCUCCUCUCAUUUUGCCAUUUUCCCUUUUCUUUCUCCAUUUUCUCUGUCUUCCACUUGCCUCCACUCUCCCAUCAAUCUGUUCCUUAGGAUUUGAUUCGAGGAGACAACAGAUGAAGCCUGUGGAUCUCAUUCUACGUUUAACAGCGACGACGAUUACAAGAAGUGCGUGAAGCAAAUCUGUGAAAGAAAAGCCCCAAAUUAUUGGGAAAAAAACGAUUUCAAUAUCUGUUACUUUUUAAUUCUAACGGCGACGGAGGAAAAUGAGCGCCUCGAGGUUCAUAAAGUGCGUCACUGUCGGCGAUGGCGCCGUCGGAAAGACCUGCUUGCUGAUUUCCUACACCAGCAACACGUUCCCCACGGACUAUGUGCCAACUGUUUUCGACAAUUUCAGUGCAAAUGUUGUAGUGGAUGGCAGCACUGUCAACUUAGGCUUAUGGGAUACUGCUGGUCAAGAGGACUACAAUAGAUUACGACCAUUGAGCUAUCGUGGGGCUGAUGUCUUUAUUCUUGCAUUUUCUCUCAUCAGCAAGGCCAGUUAUGAAAAUGUUGCCAAGAAGUGGAUUCCUGAAUUAAAGCAUUAUGCACCUGGUGUUCCAAUAAUUCUUGUCGGAACUAAGCUUGAUCUCCGUGAUGAUCAACAAUUCUUAAAUGACCAUCCUAACGCAGUUCCCAUUUCUGCAGCUCAAGGAGAGGAAUUAAAGAAACAGAUUGGGGCUCCUGCAUACAUCGAGUGUAGCUCAAAAACACAGCAGAAUGUGAAGGCAGUCUUUGAUGCAGCCAUUAAGGUAGUGCUCCAGCCUCCGAAUAAAAACAAGAAGAAAAAGUCAGGUGGUUGCUCUAUAUUGUGAACAGAGGAAGAGUCGAGUCUGGAAAAGAUGGAUCUACCUGUCAGCUUCUUGUUGUCAGUACCUCUAUCACUGUCACUUUCUUUUCCAAUUCAGGGAAACAGCAAGCCACCAUGUUCAAGUCUUAACCUGACUUUCUAUGGAUUCCUGUGAAAGCAUCAGGUGAAUUUGUUUCGUGUUUUACCUAGUCUAUCUAUGAUUUUGAUGACAAGCAUUUCUUGUUAAUAUGCGCGUCUCUUUUGCUUUUAAUGUUUAAACUUUUUUUUUUUUUGCAUUAUGUUUAAAUUUAAAGCCAUUUUAUUUA